This is a messenger RNA of Pochonia chlamydosporia 170, 777 nucleotides long. RefSeq lists its product as hypothetical. Lineage: Eukaryota; Fungi; Ascomycota; Sordariomycetes; Hypocreales; Clavicipitaceae. The coding region runs from base 1 to 777 and encodes 258 amino acids. The record is from RefSeq and is a predicted model, not a curated record. The transcript has a single exon. Gene Ontology annotation, molecular function: protein dimerization activity.
AUGGCAAAAGAUUUUCCUGACCCCGAACAGUUCAGGAUCGGCAUAAAUAUGGCCUGGGAGAAAUUAGACAAGUAUUACACUAUUCUCGACACAACACCGAUAUAUUAUACCGCCCUCGCACUCCACCCGGCAUACAGAUGGGGAUGGUUCGAGCAGGCCUGGGUACAUAAGCCCGACUGGAUCAGAUCUGCAAAAAGGAUAGUUCAAGAAGUGUGGGACGAGUCCUAUCGAGAUUUCCAUAUUGUGGUGGCCUCAAAUGACGAGCCUGUUGCAAAACGACAGAAGCAAUACUACAAUGCCUUCGAAGAGCAUUGCGAACAGUCCCGUAUCGACUCCAUACAGACAGAGCCUCUACUGGACGACGACACGAUUGGCGACGAAUACGAACGAUGGCAAUCGAGCCAUGAGAGCACUGACAAGACUGUGCGAGAUCCGAUAGCGUAUUGGCAUGAGAAGCGCCUGCAAUACCCUCGUCUCUCCCGAAUGGCCCUCGACUUUGUCACAAUACAAUCAAUGUCUGCAGAAUGUGAGAGGAUGUUCUCGGCAGCAGGGCAGAUGGUUGUUCCCCAACGGUGCAAUCUUCAGGCGCAAACAGUUGGGAUGUGUCAGGUAUUGAGGUCGUGGUUUCGGGCAGGCAUUAUCAACGACCUAGAUCCGUUAUUUCUCUCGAUCAUAGAGGAGAAGAAAGAGCUCGAGGGCAUCCAUCUUAAUGAUGAUGAGUUCAGAAGACGGGAGCUAUCGUGGCUCGCUGCCGCGGCGAAAACAGCUGGCCAUUGA